AUGAUGCGCAUACGUAUCUCAACCCCUUCGCGUACAUACCACUCCAGCGCGCGAGAAGAGGAUGGGAUACGUAUGCAUAUUCUUUUCUUAUUGCUCUUAUUUUUGGUCGCUAUCGUGCUCCCUCCUUUCUGCAUUCGCGUGUUCGAGUGCUCUGAUUUUCCUCCUUUUUUGUACCCGCAAAUCGUUUUGUGUUCCGCCGAUUUGUUAUGCAACGAUUCUCCACGAAUAUUAGCUUCAUUUCCUCUUGAAUCUUAUGUUUUUGUUUUUAUCGUUCAUUUUCCUGUAGCGACAAAUAGUGGGCUGUGCUGGCACGUGACAUUCGCUUUCGCCCAAACCCACAUCGACUCAAUCACUCGCUCUUCGGUUGUUAAGGUGUUUGCAAGGUUCACACGAGCUAUUUUGACUGGGCCAGCGGGACUAAGGAGAGUUUGA
Molecule: messenger RNA, 432 nt
Organism: Trypanosoma brucei brucei TREU927
Lineage: Eukaryota; Euglenozoa; Kinetoplastea; Trypanosomatida; Trypanosomatidae
Exons: 1
Coding region: 1-432 (143 amino acids)
Source: RefSeq, a predicted model, not a curated record